Molecule: messenger RNA, 1897 nt
Organism: Vollenhovia emeryi
Lineage: Eukaryota; Metazoa; Arthropoda; Insecta; Hymenoptera; Formicidae
Gene: Rtc1
Product: RNA 3'-terminal phosphate cyclase-like protein
Exons: 8
Coding region: 492-1859 (455 amino acids)
Biological process (GO): ribosome biogenesis; endonucleolytic cleavage of tricistronic rRNA transcript (SSU-rRNA, 5.8S rRNA, LSU-rRNA)
Cellular component (GO): nucleolus
Molecular function (GO): RNA endonuclease activity
Source: RefSeq, a predicted model, not a curated record
UGUGAUUCAAUACAUAUUUAUACCGCAAUUAGCAUCAAGUAAAAUAGUCGGGAUAACGCUCUUAUGUAAAGAAGUCGUGACCAAACGCUUUGUACUCGUAGCCUCAACUAAUUAAAUAUAAAGUUUGAGUAAAUACUAAAUAUAAAAAUCAAUUAUACGGAAUAUAAAUCUCGUCACAUAAAAUCGUAAAUAAUAAAACUUUACUUGAAUACAUAUGUUAACGUAUGUAUAGAUGUGUGUGCGUGUGUUGUUUUUGUAUUUAAUUCAAAUAAAUUUGAAAAAAUUUCCCUUUACGUAAUUAUGUUACAAAAGGAAGGUAACUGUGUAAUGAGACGUAGGUCGUUGUUAUCUAAACAGCUGAAUCAGUGUAACGAUUGCAAGUGUAAAGAGAAAGAAAAGGUCUAAAAAGAAAAAGUUGAUUCGCUACAACACUGCUCUUGUGAAAACAAUCCGUAUGUCAUAUAUGUACUUGAAAGAUUCGAUUAGAAAAAAUGAGCAGUAUCGAUUUAUGGAUGCGUGACGUCCUCGCAAGUUACGGAGUAAUCGCAUCGAUCAUUUUAUGCGUCGUAAUCUGGAUAAUUCAGAAGUGGCCAACGUUGCGGAAGGACACCUACAGAGCUCAUCUUCUGGGAUUCGAGAUGGAAUGCGCCGAGCUGGCCAGUCCAUACAAGGAGCAUCUCUUUAAAGCGCUGCAAUAUAUCGUUUCCAACGACGAAAUGUUGCGAUCAAUGGGCUGUAUUCCCAAAAUAAAGAACAAGAUACUCGUAUACGAGGGCAGCAAUUAUCUGAGAUAUCGCUUGUUACUGUCUACGUUAUCUGGAAAGCCAGUCAAAAUUACAAAUAUCAGAACGAGAAAUGAUGAUCCUGGUCUGAAAGAGUAUGAGAUUAGUUUUAUCCAUCUAUUGGACAAGAUAACAAAUGGUACAAAAAUUGAGCUGAAUGAAACUGGUACCAAUAUAUAUUAUAAUCCUGGUUUACUAAAUGGUGGCGAAUUGGAGCACGACUGUAGCUUGCAAAGAGGUAUCGGUUAUUAUUUGGAAGCAGUUCUGAUACUUGCACCGUUUUGUAAAAAUAGUAUUGAUUUGAAGCUCAGAGGAGUGACCAAUAAUACCACAGAUCCAUCAGUGGACAGAAUUCUAAGUGCUGGUAUACCGAUAUUGAAGAGAUUUUUAGCAGGUGACAAUCAAGUUGUACUGACUAUUCGCAAGAGAGGAGUAGCACCUUUGGGAGGUGGAGAAGUGCAAUUUAAAUGCCCUGUCAGUCGGAAUCUUAAAACGAUUCAGUUGGAAGAUAGUGGAAUGGUAAAACGUAUUAGGGGUACUGCGUGUAGCAUUAGAGUUUCUCCAGCAAUCGCUAAUCGUAUUAUUGAAUCGGCAAAAGGGGUUCUUCUCCAAUUUUUACCAGAUGUAUACAUUUACGCAGAUCAUAGUAAAAGAUCUACUAGUGGAAAGUCGCCAGGUUUUGGAGUCACCCUGACAGCGGAAACUACGAAACAAAUAUUUUUUUCUGGGCAAGCAUUCUCUCCGUUAAUGACGACAGGCUCAUUACCGUGCGUGCCUGAAGAUCUUGGCAAAGAAGCAGCAAUGAGACUCCUGGAUGAAAUCUAUAGGAAUGGAUGUGUAGAUUCCUCUUUUCAAAGUAUGACUGCGGCAUUUAUGGCUCUUGGUAAAAAGGACAUUUCUAAAGUCACAGUAGGCCCGUUAACUCCAGCAAUGAUACAAUUCUUACGCGACAUGCGUGACUUCUUUGGAGUUACUUUCAACAUCGAACAGAUGAAAGAAGGAGAUGAAACAUUGUCGCAAAUACGUCUAACUUGUUUAGGUGUAGGUUAUAGUAAUAUAAGUAAACGAAUUCUAUAAUUGCUGUCGCAAAUAAAAUUGAGUUUAUUUCCAGUAUG